Molecule: messenger RNA, 276 nt
Organism: Chaetomium globosum CBS 148.51
Lineage: Eukaryota; Fungi; Ascomycota; Sordariomycetes; Sordariales; Chaetomiaceae
Product: ubiquitin
Exons: 2
Coding region: 1-276 (91 amino acids)
Biological process (GO): modification-dependent protein catabolic process; protein ubiquitination
Cellular component (GO): nucleus; cytoplasm
Molecular function (GO): ubiquitin protein ligase binding; protein tag activity
Source: RefSeq, a predicted model, not a curated record
AUGCAGAUCUUCGUGAAGACCCUCACGGGCAAGACUAUCACCCUUGAGGUGGAGUCGAGCGACACAAUCGACAAUGUCAAGUCCAAGAUCCAGGACAAGGAGGGCAUCCCCCCCGACCAGCAGCGCCUGAUCUUUGCGGGCAAGCAGCUCGAGGAUGGCCGCACCCUCUCUGACUACAACAUCCAGAAGGAGAGCACCCUCCACCUUGUGCUCCGCCUGCGUGGUGCGAUGGCAAGAUUGAGCGUCUUCGCCGCGAGUGCCCCAACGAGAGCGUGA